Yarrowia lipolytica CLIB122 is the source of this 2664-nucleotide messenger RNA. Lineage: Eukaryota; Fungi; Ascomycota; Dipodascomycetes; Dipodascales. The record is from RefSeq and is a predicted model, not a curated record.
AUGUCGCGACCGGAAUUCAACAUCGACAAGACCGAGGAGCGGUCCUUGACGGCCUUCUACAAGGGGCUCGAGGAGCGAGAGGAGCCCUGCGAUAAUGGAGGCACCAUUCGAGUGUUUGAGCGACCUGACGGAUACGUUUUGUUUGGAGUGGACGCUCGAUACGUGGCAGAGCGAGUCUACCGAACGCUCACAGCCCUCAAAACCACCGAUCUGAAGCAGGAGUACGUCACUAUUGCCACUUCUGGCUUCCAGAACUUUCUGCGAGACGCCCUGCUCAACUAUGGACUCAAGGUCGAGAUCUACGGCAAAGUCGACGGCAAGUGGCGUAUGACAUCCUGGGGAAGUCCGGGAAACCUGUCUCAGGUCGAGGAUCUUAUGUCCGGCCAGCUCAACACCAACCCCGUGGCAAUUGCUGUCAAGACUCAGGGCGACACUGUUGGUCUGGCGUUUGUGGAUCUCAACAACCACGUGCUUGGCGUGUCUGAGUUUGAAGAUAACGAGUGCAUGAGCAACCUAGAGUCACUUCUGAUUCAAUUGGACGUAAAGGAGUGCAUCACAUCCGACGACAAGGUCAAGGCUGUCAUUGAACGGGCGGGGGUGUCCCGUACUGAUGCAAAGUCUUCCUGGUUCAAUGCCAACGAGGUGGAGAGCAACCUAGACAACCUGCUCGCCGAGAAACUGCAACCUACAUCUCCCGAACUCAGCCUCAAGAACGCUCUGGGUUCUCUAGCCUGUCUCAUCAAGUACCUGUCUUUGACCUCCGACGCUAGCAACCAUGGUGCCUUCACUAUCAAAACACACACUCUGUCGCAGUACAUGAAGCUCGACGCGUCUGCACUCAAGGCUCUGCAUCUCAUGCCUUCCGUGAAGGAUUCUACCAAGUCUUCUUCUCUCUACGGUCUUCUCAACGUCUGUAAGACUGCUACUGGCUCUAGAACUCUCGCCCAGUGGGUCAAGCAGCCUCUUAUGGACAAACAGGAGAUUGAGAAGCGGCACGAGAUUGUGGAGAUUUUUACGAGCAGCGACCUGCUCGAGUCUAUCAGACAGAAUCUCUCUACGAUUCCUGACCUCAACAGACUGACCCGAAAGUUCAUGCGACAGGCUGCUUCUCUGGAGGAUGUGGUUCGAGUCUAUCAGAUGGUGGCCACUCUUCCUCACAUUGCUUCUGGCCUGCGAGCUGCUCAGUCUGAACUGCUCGAAGAAACUUUCCUGACACAACUGGACUCUAUCAUUACUGGACUGCAAAAGUUUGAGGAGCUUGUUGAGUCCACCAUUGAUCUCAACUCGAUUGACUCACACGAGUUCAUGAUCAAUCCUGACAUGGAGGAAGGUCUGAAUGACACAAAGGCCCGUCUGGAGGCCUGCCAAGACCGAAUGAAGGACAUUUUUGCCUCUGUUUCCGACGAGCUCGGUAUGGAGAUGGACAAGAAGCUCAAGUUUGAGAACCAUCACGUCCACGGCUGGAGUUUCCGACUCACGCGAACCGACGCCUCAUGUCUGCGAGGCCUGUCCAAGUUCAAGGAGCUUGCCACUCUCAAGGCCGGUAUCAUUUUUACCACCAACGAGCUGCGAAGCCUCUCCAACGAGUUCACAGAUCUAUCUCAGGAGUACAAGAAGAUCCAGGCUCGACUGGCCAAGGAGAUCAUCGAGAUUGCCUGCUCGUACUGUCCUCUGUUGGAGCGAUGCUCGGCUGUUCUGGGCCAGCUGGACGUGCUCACGUCUUUUGCUUCUGUGGCCAUUGAGCGAAACUACAUCCGGCCUACUGUCGUUGACUCUGACGACAGAAAGUGCAUUCUCACAGCCUCCCGACAUCCCUGUCUCGAGGCUCAAGAUACAUUCAUUCCUAACGACGUGCAUCUCGGCCAGGACAGCAAGAAGUUCCUGGUUAUCACUGGCCCCAAUAUGGGCGGUAAGAGUACUUUUAUCCGUCAAGUGGGUGUAAUUGUGCUCAUGAACCAGAUUGGUUGCUUCGUGCCCUGUGACAGGGCCGAGAUUUCUAUCUUUGACUGCAUUCUGGCACGUGUGGGUGCAGGAGACUCGCAGCUCAAGGGUCUGUCUACCUUCAUGAGUGAGAUGCUGGAGACCUCUGCUAUUCUCAAGAGUGCCACAGACAAGUCUCUGAUCAUCAUUGACGAGUUGGGCCGAGGUACGUCUACGUAUGACGGAUUUGGACUCGCCUGGGCCAUUUCCGAACACAUUGUCAAGAUGAACUGCUUCAGCAUGUUCGCCACACACUUCCACGAGCUUACUGAGCUGGCGAAGGAGCACCCUGAUCGUGUGGACAACCUGCAUGUUGCUGCUCACGUUGGAGAGUCAUCUGAUGACAUCACUCUGCUCUAUAAGGUCGUUCCUGGCGUAUCCUCCAAGUCCUAUGGUACUCACGUAGCUGAGGUGGUCAAGUUCCCUACCAAGGUGGUCAACAUGGCAAAGAGAAAGGCUCAGGAGCUGGAUGACGUCAAUUCAGGCACCCAGGGCAAAAAAUACGCUUCUGAGGAUCUGGUUGCCGGAAAUAAGCUUCUUAAGGAGAUUUUGACCGAGUGGAAGUCGCAGAUCAAGGGUGACGAGGUGGAUGGGGCCUCUCAGCUGCUCAAGACUGUGGUCGAUAAGUAUAAGACACAGAUGGAGCAGAAUGUGUUCAUCAAUGAUGCACUUGCCAGUUUAUAG